ACACACACACACACACACACACACACACACACACACACACAGAGAUACACCUCUCUCACACACACAAACACACACACCACUCAUUCGUCCGCCACAAUGAGUGAUGUCUAUGGAAAGCUGCCUUACAAACUGCCAUAACUGCUUAUGUCAGCCAAAGCCUCAUAGAGGCUCAACACACAGACUAGUGAUUAGUGUUUGAUGAGCAUGGUGUAGACCAACAGACAGGGCCGUGUCUCAGACUCUGUGCUCUCUCUCUCUCUCUCUCUCUCUCUCCCUCUCUCUCUCCCUCUCUCUCGUGCUUUACUUUCGUCUGUCUCCUUCUGUCUCUCAAUCCCUCUGUUUCUUUGUUCUCUCUCUUUCUUCCUUCCUUCUCUUUUGAUGAGUGCAUCUGAUCCCGGCGAGCAAGCUGCUCCCCAUUGAUUGGCUGGUCGAUGGAUUGAGCGAAUGGCGGGGUUCUGUAGCUGAGCGCCGUGAUUUGGCGUACAGACGCAGCGCCACUUUCUUGGGAUUAAGAGACAGUUUCAAUGUAGACCCUGUAACCCUGGAGAGGGGCUAGACGAGAGGCACAGUGAACCCCUGCAAGGCCACAACACACCGCACACACUGGGCCACUUUCCUCAUCACCCUCUCAUCUCUCCAUCCCUCUAUCUAGCUCUAUUUCUCCCACAGCUGCUUCCAAAGAAGAUUCUUCAGGAACAUAUAUGUGUUUUUCUCUCCCUGACAGGACCCAGGAGCUGGAGUUCGGAAGGAGAGAAAGAAAGAGGGAGGGAGGGGUGGGAUCCUAAGACGUAAAAACAGGAGGUCGGGUUGGGUACUUGUAUGUGUGGAUGGUUGGGGAUUGUUGGGUUAAUGGAAUGGAAAUGGAGGAAAACCGAGGUCAGGCCAUUUUCCCUCCUCAUUUUUCAUUUGAGUCGCCAUCCUUUCUCUGAGUAGCCAACCGUAACACAGAACAAAUAACAUGCUUAAAGAAAAGAGAGAAAGGAUAGCAUUUUAUUUAAUCUCAAUUUUGUCUUUUUUCCUGCACCUGUUUUUCUUUCAUUCUCUUUGCUCUCUCUCUUUUUCUCUCUGUCUCUCUUACUCUGUCUCUCUCUCUCUCUCCCUGUCUUCCUCUCUCUUUCUCUUUUUUCCGAUGCUUGAAUAGAAGUGGAUCAAAAAGUCUUUGUGUGUCCGGGCACACUGCUGCGGGUGCAGGCGGCCAGCUCGCUGCAGGAGGCGGAGCAUCAGUCGGGGGCGUGGUGUAAGGACCCCCUGCAGUCAGGUGACCGGCUCUAUGUUAUGCCUUGGACUCCCUACCGCACCGACAUGCUGUAUGAGUACGCCUCCUGGGACGACUUCAGACAGAACCGCGCCACCACCACCUACAAGUUGCCGAACCGUGUUGAUGGCACAGGCUUCGUGGUAUACGACGGCGCCGUGUUCUACAAUAAGGAGCGCACACGCAACAUGGUCAAGUAUGACCUGCGCACACGCAUCAAGAGCGGCGAGGCCAUUAUCGCCAACGCCAACUACCACGACACAUCGCCCUACCGCUGGGGUGGGAAGAGCGACAUCGACCUGGCGGUGGACGAGAACGGGCUGUGGGUCAUCUACGCCACAGAGUCCAACAACGGACGACUGGUGGUCAGCCAGGUGAACCCAUACACCCUGCGCUUCGAGGGCACCUGGGAGACCAGCUUCGACAAGAGGCUGGCGUCCAACGCCUUCAUGGCGUGCGGCGUGCUCUACGCCGUGCGCAGCGUCUACCAGGACGACGACAGCGAGGCCGGCGGGGACCUGAUCCUUUACGCCUACAACACGAACCGAGCCCGGGAGGAGCCCGUCCACAUCCCCUUCCCUAACCCCUACCAGUACGUCUCCUCUGUGGACUAUAACCCCAGAGACAACCAGCUCUACAUCUGGAACAACUAUAAUGUUCUGAGAUACCCGCUGGAGUUCGGACCACCGGACCCCACCACCGGCCCUUUGACGACCACUCAGGUUACCAGCACCACUCCAGCCCGACCUUUCACCUCCAGUUCUAGCCCUGCUACCACCCGCCCCCUGGCCCCCACUUCUCACCCCAUUGGCGCUAUCAACAAGGGCCCUGACCUGCGGCCAAUCACAGCCACCGUACCAGUCACCAGGCGGCCUCCCCGCCCACCCGUCCAGGGCCCAGAGCCCCAGGUGUGUGAGUCCAGAGUGGCCAGAGGGGUGCAGUGGCCCUCCACCCAGAGAGGAGAGACUGUGGACCGUCCCUGUCCUAAAGGAUCACUAGGCAUCGCAUCGUUCCAGUGCUUGGCGGCUCCGGUCAUGUGGAACCCUCGGGGCCCUGACCUCAGUAACUGCACCUCUCCCUGGGUCAACCAGGUAGCCCAGAAGAUAAAGAGCGGUGAGAAUGCUGCCAACAUAGCCGGGGAGUUGGUGAACCACACACGGGGGCGGAUCCACGCUGGUGAUGUCAGCUCGUCAGUGCGUCUGAUGGAACAGCUGCUGGACAUACUGGAUGCCCAGCUUCAGGCCCUGCGGCCCGGCAACAAGGAGUCAGCCGCACGCAACUACAACAAGCUCCAGAAGAGAGAGCGGACCUGUCGGGCUUACAUCCAGGCGGUAGUGCAGACAGUGGACAACCUGCUACGUACAGAGGCCCUGGAGUCGUGGCAGGACAUGAACACUACGGAGCAGGCCCACACCGCCACCAUGCUAUUGGACGUCCUGGAGAAAGGAGCCUUUCUAUUGGCCAACAACAUGUACGGCAACCGCUUCACCGACCGGGCCCCCAAUAUCGAUCUGGAGGUGCACGUGUUGAACACAGAGAUGGACCUUCAGGACCUGUCCUUUCCUCAGAACUACGUGAGCGACAGCACCAUCCAGCUCUCCGCCUCCACCAUCAAACAGUACAGCCGCAAUGGCCAAGUCAAGGUAGUGUUUGUUCUUUAUAAGAACUUGGGCUCCUUCCUGUCUACGGAGAACGCCACGGUGAAGAUGGAGCUGGAGGCGGUACCGGGGGAGCGAGGCUUGGCGGUCAACUCCCACGUCAUCGCCGCCUCCAUCAAUAAAGAGUCCAGCAGAGUGUUCCUCACUGAGCCGGUGGUGUUCACACUCAAACACUUACAGUUGGAGAACCACUACAGUCCCAACUGUUCGUUCUGGAAUUACUCUGAGCGGUCGAUGACAGGCCAGUGGUCGUCUCAGGGCUGUAGACUGCUGGACACCAACAGCACACACACCACCUGCUCCUGUUCCCACCUCACCAACUUUGCUGUGCUCAUGGCCCACCACCAGCCUGAUUACCCUGGGAGGAUGCACGAGUUGAUCCUGUUUGUUAUCACCUGGGUGGGCAUAGUGAUCAGCCUGGUGUGCCUGGCUAUCUGCAUCUCUACCUUUUGCUUCCUGAGGGGCCUGCAGACCGACCGCAACACCAUCCACAAGAACCUCUGCAUCAACCUCUUCAUCGCAGAGCUCCUCUUCCUUAUCGGCAUCGACAAGACCCAGUACCACAUUGCCUGUCCGAUCUUUGCUGGGCUGCUUCACUUCUUCUUCCUGGCUGCAUUCUCCUGGAUGUGUCUGGAGGGGGUGCAGCUCUAUCUGUUGCUGGUGGAGGUGUUUGAGAGCGAGUACUCCCGCAAGAAGUACUACUACCUGUGUGGCUACUGCUUCCCAGCUCUGGUGGUGGGCAUCUCGGCAGCCAUAGACUACCGGAGCUAUGGGACCAAGAAAGCGUGCUGGUUGCGGGUGGAUAACUACUUCAUUUGGAGCUUCAUUGGCCCUGUUUCUUUUGUUAUUAUGCUGAACCUGGUGUUCCUCAUGAUCACUGUGCACAAGAUGACCCGCAACUCCUCUGCCCUAAAACCUGACUCCAGUCGCCUCGACAACAUCAAGUCAUGGGCUAUUGGGGCCAUCGCCCUGCUCUUCCUGCUUGGUCUGACCUGGUCCUUCGGCCUCCUCUUCAUCAACGAGAACACGGUCAUCAUGGCCUACCUCUUCACCACCUUCAACGCCUUCCAGGGCAUGUUCAUCUUCAUCUUCCACUGCGCCCUGCAGAAAAAGGUCCAUAAGGAGUACAGUAAGUGUCUGCGUCACUCGUACUGCUGCAGCCGUACUUCCACCACCAGCUCCCACGGCUCCCUGAAGAACUCUGCCCUGCGUGCCAACAACCGCUACUACACUGGCAACCAGGCCCGCCACGCUGCCGCACACAGACAAAGUCGGAUCCGCAGGAUGUGGAACGACACGGUUCGGAAGCAGACGGAAUCUUCCUUCAUGGCGGGAGACAUCAACAGUACUCCUUCACUCAACCGUGCCACCAUGGGAAACCACCUCCUGACCAACCCAGUGUUACAGACCCGUACCGGCACCUCUCCCUACAACACCCUACUGGCUGAGAGCUUCACUCCCCCUUCUCCUGGGGUCUUCAACUCCACCGGAACCUUCCGUGACCCAAAGAACACUCUGUGUAAGGCCCGUGAACCAUGUGGUAUGGACACCCUGCCCCUCAAUGGUAACUUCAACAACAGCUACUCCCUCCGCAGCGUGGGGCCGGUGGGCGGCGGCGGGGGCAGCUGUGACUUCCUGGGCGGGGGCAUGGGGUGUGCAGACACCCCCCCUCCCCUCCUCAACCCCCGCGGGUCUGAGACCCUGGGCGGUGACGGAAUACGGCGCAACCUGUCUGACGCAGCUGCCUUCGAGAAGAUGAUCAUCUCUGAGCUGGUGCACAACAACCUGCGUGGGGGAGGAGCUGGGGGCGGGGAUAGGGUCUGUGGUAGUCUGGCGAGGGGCCCUCCUCACGGCGGAGUAGGCCGAGGCACGGGAGUAGCUGUGCCAGAGCCAAGCAUCAGCCUGGACGACGACGAGGACUUCCUGUCCAGAGAAGGCGGGCACCAGAGGACGCCGCAGGACAUGGAGCUGCUCUACAAAGCCCUGGAGGAGCCGCUGCUGCUGCAGAGAGCCCAGUCUGUCCUUUACCAGUCUGACCCCGAGGAGUCAGAGAGCUACACGGCCGACCUCACAGAGAGCCUGGGCCACAGCGGCCACAGUGGGCACAGCGCCGGAGGUCAGGGGUCUGGGGGACAGGGGCCUGACUCUCCCGCCAGGGACUCCCUGUACACCAGCAUCACCAACCUGCGAGACUCGCCCUACCCAGACAGUAGCCCCGAGCCCCUGGAGGUGGUGCCCCGCUCGGCCCAGCCCCCUGAGGAGCUCUAUUACAGCUCUGGGAGGCCCGCCCUGGGGUCUCGAGGAGCACCCAUGCAGACCUUCUACCAGGCCCCGCCCCCCAGGAGGCCCAGUAGGGAGGGGGAGGGGCAUCCCGGCCAGGAGCCCACCCACAGCGAGGGAGAUGGACAGAUGCAGCUGGUCACCAGCCUGUGACUGGAACCGGGAGGAUGCGGACGGGGACCAAGAUGAUGAGGAUGAGGAUGAAGGCUGGCUGGUUGCCUCCUCAGAACCCGCCUCUCUCUCUUUCUCUCGCUCCUCUCCACUUCCUGCUUGAUUGGUUGCCUUUUUUCCCCUCUUUAUUUGUAUUGAAAGAUGAGCGAACAAAUUUACAUUUAAGGAGAGUUUUAGCUGUCUCCACGGCAACAGUCUUAUCCUAGAGAACCUCCGCUGUCUGGUGGAGAUGAAUGAUGGCUGAGUUGUUCUUCCCUGGAACAUUCACCCGCUCUCUCUCUUCAACAUCCCCCUUUCUCUUGGCACGCAGCAGACAGAUGCCAAGUCCAGCACUCUGAAUGUACCAAUCCAACAAACCCCUUAUACCUUACAGAGCUACAGAUAUUUCUCAACUUAACUUUGUUCAAAGUCAAUUUUAUUUAAUUUUACUGAAUUUCUACAAACAUUCCUCUAGAGAAAUGGUUCUCAUUUUCUAGUUCCCUUUUCUCUUUCCCUUUUUCAUGUUCCAUCUCUCUUUUUGUUCACUCAUCAUUUGCUCGGUGUAGUUAGCUGUGGAGACAGGGGAUAUACUGUAGUAGCCUAUUAUACCAUAGGAAAAAAAUCUCUGAAAGCUACUUCAGUGUUGCCAAAAAUACAUUUUCCCAGCCAGAACAGAAACUGGAGCAUUCACACACACACAGACAUACACACACACACACACACACACACACACACACACACACACACACACACGCUCACUCACUCACAGAAGUGCUUGUUUCUGAACAUCAGACACAACCCUCCAUCUGAGUAAAAAGAAGCCAGACAAUUGUUCAGACAAGGUAGUUGGAGCUGCCUAAGAGUAGUUGCCUUUAUUUUAUCUUGCUAUGAACUGACUCUUAUGUACAGAACUAGAGGAGAGACUGAGGAAGUAGGAAGUACAGCACAGGACAGGAAGGCUGUUUGAGGGGUCAAGGGUCAGGGGUCAAGAGGUAGAUCUUUAGGACUCGAGGAACGGACAAGGACUUUUUUUGUGUGGCUUUUUUGUUAUUUUCUUCAGACAUUUGAAAAGUAAAAGACUGCUUUACUAACUUUGGAGAAGAAUAUGUUAUCUUGGUGACUUUCUGUUGCAUCACCCGGAGGGUUAUUAAGGGACAGAUUGUGCACCCUUUAAGAAUGGAUGCCCUCUUCAAUGGAUGUGUACACGUCACCUGUGUGUGGUUGUGACAGAAUGGACUCUAAAUGUUGGAACCACUUCAGCCGUUACGCAAGUCUAACCCUGUACAUAUGAACCACACAAACUACAGUACUUACUCUACUCCUACCGUGUAAAUAGAGAAACCAGAUGAAGAAAAGCAACAAAAAAGUAAGAAAUACUAAAAACUGACUUCUUGUACUGCAACAAAACAACAAAAGAAAAAAAGAAAAUGUUUUGGAGUUUGUGACCUGAAUGAUGCACUCUAUCUCUCUGCCCGUCAUUCUUUAUCUUGCUCUCUCACUGUCGUUCUCUUGAGUCAUAACUAGUGCUGUGCCAUUCAGUGAAAAUCUCUCGAACAGAAAAACAGAGAGAGAGAAAGAGUAUGAUGGGUGGUAGAUUUUGCAUACAAAUAAAAACGUUUUAAAAAAGUUCUGGCACAAUUUUAUGUAAUAUAAUCCAUUACAUGUUGUUAAUGUUUGACCUUUGACAUUCCCAGACAGGAAGUGCUCAGUGUGGGCGGGGGGAGGGGGGAUAGAUGUCAUAAUAACAUGUCAUACUGUGCCUCAUCACGGGCGUUCCAAUGCAUUGUGGUUCAAGGACAGCAGCCAUAAUGUGAUUUUGGUCAGUAAUGUAUUGUUUGAAAGGUUAUAUCCUAGAUAUAACUAAAUUAUAUAAUUUUAAUAUGAUGGGUUUUAGCAUGUCAGAUAGCAUUUGUUUUCUAUCAAAACGUCUUUCAUUUUGCUGUUUCUAACAAAUAGUUUCAGCAUUAUUCCAGAGCCUAAUGUGACAAUGAAUUCAGUGUGUGUGUGUGUGUGUGUGUGUGUGUGUGUGUGUGUGUGUGUGUGUGUGUGUGUGUGUGUGUGUGUGUGUGUGUGUGUGUGUGUGUGUGUGUGUAAGUGUAAGUGUGUGUGUGUGUAAGUGUGUGUGUGUGUAAGUGUGUGUAAGUGUGUGUGAGAAAGAGAGCGUGUGUGUGAGAAAGAGAGCGUGUGUGUGAGAAAGAGAGCGUGUGUGUGCGAGAGAGUUUGUGUGUGCGUACAUGUGCAGGAGAGUGUGUGUGUACAUGUGGGUGUGUGAUAUGCUCAAGCAUAUGUACCAUAUUCGUGGGAAUUUUGUAAGUGUGUACAUUCAAAAAGCUAUUUUUGUUGGGUGAAUUGAAUGCAAAUCAGAGGAAGGGGACAGUAAUUCUAUAUCUAGGAGAAAGCCUUUUAUUCUAUUAGCUUCCAUCUCAAAGACAAGGGAGGCCAGCUGUGUCUGUGUGGCUGUUCCUGCGGGUUCAGCUACCAAACUGGGACACUUCAGGCUGCCUCACAGGAUCUUGAGCAAAGAACAAUGACAGGGUUUGUUCGAAAUGGCACCCUAUUUCAUAUGUAGUGCAGUACUGACCAGGGCCUCCCUAUGGAGUGAACUACUAUUGACCAGAGCCCUAUGUAGUAAACAACUAUUGACCAGAGCCCUAUGUAGUGUUCUACUAUUGACCAGAGCCCUAGGUAGUGUUCUACUAUUGACCAGAGCCCUAUGUAGUGAACAACUAUUGACCAGAGCCCUAUGUAGUGAACUACUAUUGACCAGAGCCCUAGGUAGUGAACUACUAUUGACCAGAGCCCUAUGUAGUGAACUACUAUUGACCAGAGCCCUAUGCAGUGAACUACUAUUGACCAGAACCCUAUGAAGUGAACUACUAUUGACCAGAGCCCUAUGUAGUGAACUACUAUUGACCAGAGCCCUAUGUAGUGAACUACUAUUGACCAGAGCCCUAUGUAGUGAACUACUAUUGACCAGAGCCCUAUGUAGUGAACUACUAUUGACCAGAGCCCUAGGUAGUAAACUACUAUUGACCAGAGCCCUAUGUAGUGAACUACUAUUGACCAGAGCCCUAUGUAGUGAACUACUAUUGACCAGAGCCCUAUGUAGUGAACUACUAUUGACCAGAGCCCUAUGUAGUGAACUACUAUUGACCAGAGCCCUAUGUAGUGAACUACUAUUGACCAGAGCCCUAUGCGAACAAAGACAGAACUUGGAACAAAGAUGCAUGCUGUGUUCAAAAUGUAACCAUAGGGCACAACUUUUCACCAGGGCAAAAGUUGUCCACUAUGUAGGGAAUAGGGUGCCAUUUCAGACACAGACAGUGCAGUCAGAAUGACAGGCCGAGUUGACCAAUGGGACCAUCCAGUCAAAAUGACAGGCAGAUUUGAUCAAUGGGACCAUCCAGUCAGAAUGACAGGCAGAGUUGACCAAUGGGACCAUCCAGUCAGAAUGACAGGCCGAGUUGACCAAUGGGACCAUCCAGUCAGAAUGACAGGCCGAGUUGACCAAUGGGACCAUCCAGUCAGAAUGACAGGCAGAGUUGACCAAUGGGACCAUCCAGUCAGAAUGACAGGCCGAGUUGACCAAUGGGACCAUCCAGUCAGAAUGACAGGCAGAGUUGACCAAUGGGACCAUCCAGUCAGAAUGACAGGCAGAGUUGACCAAUGGGACCAUCCAGUCAGAAUGACAGGCAGAGUUGACCAAUGGGACCAGAAUGUCAGAAUGUUGCGUUGCAGUAUGAAAGCCAAUCCAGAGAGAAACCAUCCAUCAAACCAGAGACGUAUUCAUGAGGUUCCUUCCCCCUAAAAUCUGUCCCAACCUUUAAAAGCUCUUUAUUUGUGUAUUUUUCUAAUGCUUUAUUUAUCUCUAUAUUUAUUUAUGUAUUUGGAAUAUUUAUUUCUAUGUUCAUUUAUUCAUACUUUAUUUUUAAUUUUUCAAGAUCUCUGUCUGUACAUAGCUGAGCUGUGCAAUGCGAAUGCUGAAAUAAGCCCAUUUAAAUGUGCAGUACAUUUAGGCAAGUGGAUGGAUUCUCUAGUGUCCACUUCAGGGUGACAUUUGGUUAGGGCCUGGGUGUCCCACUUCUUCCUAAAGAGUCCUAAAGGGCACAUUGACUUUAUUUGUGGCUCUUGGGUAAGAAAGAGAAGGAUUGAGAGCCGGGAUAGAAUUAAGAAUAUAUUGGGUUUUUCCUCCAUUUCUUCUUGGUAGAGGAAUCUCUCUUAGUUCAGACUCAGAUAGGAGGCCCUGUCAUCAGCAUCCCAGGUAUUCUACAGGAGGCAUGUGUGCAAUACUGUGCUGGUGUGUCUGACUUGGUUUAACAUUGAAACGGCCUGGUUGGGUAGUGUUACUAUAUGCCUACCACUGGACCGCUGUGUAUGUCUGGGUUUACAGAAGGAUCCCAGAAUUAUGCACAUUUUCUUUUGCUUGUUACUGGAAAUAUUAAUUAAACAUUGGCCUUGCAGCUCAUAGUUAAUUCAAUAGGAGCAUUGACCGGUCAGCAAUGGACAAUUGAAUGUAUUUUGAUUAGAAGGAAUAAAGAAAAGUGAAUGAAUGCCCUACAUUGACCGCCAUCAUUAUCAUCAUCACCUCCUACACCUUUAUUGAUGUGAUCUACAAAGUUUACCUUUAGCUGGUAACCUCACAGGGACAGACACUGUUUACGGACAGACUCACCAGGAGGGGAAGAACCUGCAUCACCAUCUCCUGUGUAGGCUCUCUCUCGCUCGCUCUCUCUCUCUCUUUCUCUCUCUCUCUCUCUCGCUCGCUCUCUCUCUCUUUCUCUCUCUCUCGCUCGCUCUCUCUCUCUCUCUCUCUCUCGCUCGCUCGCUCGCUCUCUCUCUCUCUCUCUCUCUCUCUCUUUCUCUCUCUCUCCCUCCCUCUCUCUCGCUCUCUCUCUCUCUCUCUCUCUCUCUCUCUCUCUCUCUCUCUCUCUCUCUCUCUCUCUCUCUCUCUCUCUCUCUCUCUCUCUCUCUUCCCUCACCUCUCUCACUCCAUCCCAUCUUAUUCCACCAAUGAGCUCUCUUUUAGCCCAGCAUUAAUCCCAGAGUUUUGUUUGGAGAUCAUUUGUUUGUCUAAAGCUUUGUUUACACCAGAUUGAUAUCUCAAUAAACAGUGGAGCCGUACUGUAUUGUGGUAAUGCUAGUGAUUAUACAGCAGAAAGCACUGUAGGACCCAGAGUCCUGCUCAAUGGGAGUUUCACCCCCAUCUAAAUCCCUAUGUUACCUCUGAUUAGGAUAAUAACACUGGCUAAUCAUUUACUGGGCUGAGACCACAGAGGGAGAGACCUCUAUACACACACACAAACACACUUUCUCUCUCUCUCCCUCCCCCUCACUCUCUCACCCACUUCCAGCCCACCACUCCCUGCACGUGCAUCUAGCCCCUACGUCCAUGUGUGCGGGCAGGUGGAUUGAAGGUUCUUAUGGGAUAGAGUUGGAGUCAGUCUGUCCCUUCAGUCUGCGGCCCCUGCAGCUCUACCCGAGUAGAACAGUCAUCUCUCAGUGUUCCAAUAGACAGCAGAGGACACUGUGAUCUGACAGUAACGUUGCCCUGCUGCUGACCUUCUCAGAUGGACUGUUUCUCUCCCAGAUUUGUGAUGCCCAUAUCCUGUGACCUCUGCGUUAGUGUGAAAACAUGUCAGUGGUUCCUCUGCAGCGGAGCGGAGGAGAGGAGGAGCACUGGGUCAUGUAGUCUAUCCCCAGGGAACUGCCAUAAAGGGAGCGGUGUCAGGACAUGUGAUGUCACAGUUGGCCAGGAACAGAGUGUGUGUGGGGGGAAGAGUGUCAGUGUGGAUGUGUGUUCGUGCAAGGUUAUACAGGAAGCAGAGAUAAGGAUGUGAUUUAUUGUUCUAGAUGCCUUACUGUUGCCGUGGUGAGGAGUCAGGAGGUUCCAGUUGAUCAACUAACCAGGCGCAUUAGAUCAACUCCACUGGCCUCACAAACCCAUUGUAACAGUAACACAGAGGUCUCUGUCUGUGUAGUGAAAUUAUUGAGAUAUAAUAGGAAUCAACUGCCACAUCUACUGGACAAGGGAGAUUUUCAGAGUGAUAAGGAAUGCAACAGGCUUUCCUACAGAGAAUAAUAAAUUAGUACUAUUUUGUUAUUGGUCUCUUGUUACGUGUCCACAUGACUAUAUACAGUACAUAUAUCAUAGUUUUAAGAAUAUGUAGGAGUAUGAUUACACAAAUGCAGUGACAAGGAUUGUGCUGUUUAUUUUUGUGUUGGGUAACUGUCUGUCCAUGGAGCUGAGUUAUGGCUCAAAGCGGCGGCCAUCUUUUAUACACAGGGUGGGACUACAACAGAUGGAUUUCUGGGUAGGGUAGGCUGGGUACUCUACACCCGGAACGUCUGGUCCAAAAUCAAAAGACAACACACACACACACACAUACUACACGCAUAGUGACACACAUACAUGUCCAGUCAGGUUAGGUAGUUUAAACUACUGUGUACAGUGAAGUGGCGCUAGAGAUCAUAAAAGAUCAUAAGGGAUUUACCGUUUACAUGUUCAAAGUCGAUCCACGUAACCGUAGGAGUUAGGAGCAGGCUGACGUUGACCUAUUCAUUUUUGUAGGCAUGUUUUUCUAUUUCUGAACACACAUCCCAGUACUCUGGCUCCUCUGACUGUGUGACUCUGAUCUAAACUGUGUCUGAAACUCUGCAUGUGUGGAUGACUAACGCUAUGGGACACUGAUGAACCAUCUCUGUAGUGAGCAGCUCCAUGGGACACACAUACUCCCCACGAGGCUGACUGGUCACUGUAGGCUAGAGAUGCUGGUCUAAGUGGCCAGCCACCUAUCAAGGUCUAUUGGUGAGUGUUCUGCAUGGCUGUAAGUGUAAAAGGGCAGUGUCUGGGAAAUGUGCAUGAGGUGUUCUGGGCUCUAUACUGUAGGAGGGGCUGUGAUACUGUUAGUAGCAGGUCAGUAUGUUCAUUGGUCAGACCCAGCCAGACAGUAUUAGACAUUAGGAAUGAGCAGACAGAUAGACAGUCUAAGGCAGAGAAGUGUUGGUAGGAGAUAAGUGACGACUGGUAGAACUGUUGCUGAGUGUAUGGAUGGAAGGGCUCAGUUUGGGAGGUUCAUCAUCAGUAGGAACUUUGAGGACUGAGUACUGAUCGUGUGCCAUUGGGGUGAUGAUAAUGUGUACAUCUCCAUUUAGAGUACUUCUCUUAGAUUUGACUAUGAUGGGUUUUUCUCCAUUCAUUUAUUCUGUACUGCUGAAUCCUUUCUAAAGACAGGUUGAUGUAAAACCUUGAUUCAGUUUUGUUCUUUUUUUAUUUGAGGACUGGUGUGUGAUUCUUUUCUCACGUCAUUGCUUUGACAGCUGUCUGUCUAUCUGGGCCAAAGGGGUGGUGGUUUUCUGUGAGCGUUUGCGUCAUCGCAGGUCAGCGCGACCCUGUAUCAGCACAUAUUAAUAAAAAACUCUUUAAAAUCAAA
Salvelinus fontinalis (brook trout) is the source of this 12773-nucleotide messenger RNA. RefSeq names its product adhesion G protein-coupled receptor L1-like. The transcript is spliced from 22 exons. The coding region runs from base 1276 to 5346 and encodes 1356 amino acids. Gene Ontology annotation, biological process: heterophilic cell-cell adhesion; cell surface receptor signaling pathway; adenylate cyclase-activating G protein-coupled receptor signaling pathway. Lineage: Eukaryota; Metazoa; Chordata; Actinopteri; Salmoniformes; Salmonidae. Gene Ontology annotation, cellular component: axon; postsynaptic density; presynaptic membrane. Gene Ontology annotation, molecular function: carbohydrate binding; latrotoxin receptor activity; G protein-coupled receptor activity. The record is from RefSeq and is a predicted model, not a curated record.